GCCCGCGUCCGGAUCCGCACGCACCAGCCGCAGCCUUCGGGGACAUUUGGAGCGGACGUCGCGCUCUCCACCCGCAGCGAUGUCGUCCUGGCUCGGGGGCCUGGGCUCCGGCUUGGGCCAGUCUCUGGGUCAAGUAGCGGGCAGCCUGGCUUCCCUCACGGGCCAGAUCUCCAACUUCACGAAGGAUAUGCUGAUGGAAGGCACGGAGGAUGUGCCAGCAGAUUUGCCCAAUUCCGGGAGAGAGGAAAAUGAAGCUACUCAUUCAGUCUUAAGAUCAGAGAAUGAAAGACUUAAAAAGCUUUACACUGAUCUAGAGGAAAAGCAUGAAGCAUCAGAAUUGCAGAUAAAGCAGCAGUCUUCCAGUUACCGCAGUCAGCUGCAGCAGAAAGAGGAAGAAAUCAACCACCUUAAAGCAAGACAGAUUGCACUACAGGAUGAAUUGCUCAGACUUCAGUCGACCACUCAGCCGGUGCAUCCAGAGUCUGGCAGGGUGCCAGCAGCCACUGCAUCGCCUCCAUUCAGUUACAGCGUCAGUCAUCAUGUGUCAGCUUUCCAUGAAGAUGACAUGGACUUUGGUGAUGUGAUUUCUUCACAACGAGAAAUAAACCGAUUAUCAAAUGAAGUUUCAAGACUUGAAUCUGAACUUGGACACUGGAGACAUAUUGCCGAGGUUCGGGGAACACAAAGCUCUGAUCAAACAGAAAUUUGCAAGCUGCAGAAUAUAAUUAAGGAACUUAAGCAGAAUCGAAGUCAGGAAAUUGAUGACCAUCAGCAUGAAAUGUCAGUAUUGCAGAAUGCGCAUCAACAGAAACUGACAGAGAUAAGUCGUCGGCAUCGAGAGGAGCUAAGGGACUAUGAAGAGCGAAUUGAAGAACUGGAAAACCUGUUACAGCAAGGUGGCUCAGGAGUUACAGUAACUGAUCAUUCUAAAAUGUAUGAUAUGCAAAACACUAUUCAGAUUCUACAGAUGGAAAAAGUAGAAUCUGCCAAAAAAAUUGAAGAACUUGAGGAUAAAAUGAAAGAGAUAUAUAAAAGAUUGUCUUCUGCAGAGCAUGAUCGAGCAGUUUGGAAGAGAGAACAGGAACAACUGGAGGUGGAAAAGAGACAGAUGACUGAGCAGUGUGAGCGCUUGAAACUGGAAUGCAGCAAAUUGCAGCCUCUUGCUCUGGGGCAGAGGGACGUUGUGACAGAGGAGGAGAGGACUCUCCCACAGAGUUCCUCAGUUGCAGAGGUCUUGAGAUUACAGCAAGCUUUGACUGAUGCUGAAAAUGAAAUAAUGAGACUAAGUAGUUUAAACCAGGAUAACAGUCUUGCUGAAGACAAUCAGAAACUUCAAAUGUGUGUCCAAAUUUUAGAAAAAGAGAAGUCAUUAUUGAGUCAAGAAAAGGAAGAACUUCAGAUAUCACUUUCCAAACUGAGCAAUGAAUAUGAAGUCAUUAAAAGUACAGCUACAAGGGACAUAGAUUUGUUGUCUCAAGUACGUGACUUGAAACUUAACUUGGAGGUGAAGGAACAAGAACUGAAUCAGAGUAUUCAUGAAAAUGAAAUACUCACGGCUGAAUUAGAAGAACUGGACAAGCAGAACCAAGAGGCUACUAAGCAUGUGAUUUUGAUAAAAGAUCAGCUAUCAAAACAACAAAGUGAAGGAGAUAGUACCAUCAAGAAACUAAAAGAAGAUCUAAAUGAUGAAAAGCAGAGAAGCCAUCACCUCGAGGAUGAUAAAAUGAACAUUAUCAAAGAGUUAGACUUGCAGAAAGAAAAGCUAACUCACAGUGAACAGGCCCUAAGUGAUUUACAGUUAACCAAGCAGAAGCUUGAAGAUAAAGUAGAAGAUUUAGUAGAUCAGCUGAAUAAAUCAGAGAAAAAUAAUUUCAGCAUCCAGAAGGAGAACCAGGAACUGAGGGAACACAUCAGACAAAAUGAGGAAGAGCUGUCCACAGUGAGAAGUGAAUUGAUUCGCUCUCAGACCCAAGACUCUAACAGUCAGCUGAAGGAUGACUUACUUCAGGAAAGGGAAGCUGAAGUCAGAAACUUAAAGCAGAGUCUUUCCGAAAUAGAACAGCUCAAUGAACAUUUGAAGCAAGUUGCUUUUGAUCUCAGAACAGAAAAUGAAAAGCUGGUUGUAGCCUGUGAGGAUGUAAGAAAUCAGUUGGAAGAAUCUAUUGCUGGCAACAACCAGGUUUCUCUGGAAAAAACUGCCAUGCUGGAGACACUCAGAUGGGAAAAGGAGCAGCUAGAAACAGAAUUGUGUGGUGCUGAGAAGAGGCUUUUGGAAGAAGCAAACAAAUACAAGCAAACUAUUGAGGAACUGUCCAGCGCACGCAGCCUGAGUACCUCUGCCUUACAGCUGGAACAUGAGCACUUAAUUCAACUCAGUCAAGAAAAAGACUCUGAGAUAUCAGGGCUCAAAAAAAGUAUUGAGCAAAUGGCUACUGAUCAUCAACAAAUGAAGGAAACUUUGUCGUCUAGUUUAGAAGAGCAGAAACGAUUGACACAACUUAUAAAUGAAAAAGAAAUUUGUAUUGUGAAACUUAAAGAAAAAAGUUCAGAACUGCAGGAGGAAUUGGACAAAUGUGCUGAGGCCUUAAGAAAAAAUGAGACUCUAAGGCAGACCAUAGAGGAAAAAGAUAGAAGUCUUGGAUCCAUGAAAGAAGAGAAUAAUCACUUGCAAGAAGAGCUGGAGCGGCUCAGAGAGCAGCAGAGUCGGGCUGUGCCCGUGCCUGAGCCUAGAACCCUUGACAGCACCACAGAGCUAGAGUCUGAGCUGUCUAGGCUGCACAUAAUCAAAGAUCAUCUGGAAGAAGAAAUUAAACAUCAUCAAAAGAUGAUUGAAGAUCAAAAUCAGAAUAAGAUGCAGCUUCUCCAGUCUCUACAGGAACAGAAGAAAGAAAUGGAUGAGUUUAGGUACCAGCAUGAACAAAUGAAUAUCACACACAGCCAGCUCUUUUUAGAAAAAGAUGAGGAAAUUAAGAACUUGCAAAAAACAAUUGAACAAAUAAAAGCCCAAUUGCAUGAAGAAAGACGGGACAUUCCAACAGAGAAUUCUGAUAUUUUUCAAGAAACAAAAGUUCAGAGCCUUAGUAUAGAAAAUGAAAGUGAAAAGCAUGAUUUAUCUAAAGCUGAAACGGAAAGGUUGGUGAAGGGGAUAAAAGAACGGGAGCUGGAGAUUAAGCUUCUGAAUGAAAAGAAUAUCUCUUUAACUAAACAGAUUGAUCAGUUGUCCAAAGAUGAGGUCGGCAAGCUCACUCAGAUUAUCCAGCAGAAAGACUUGGAGAUCCAAGCUCUUCAUGCCAGGAUUUCCUCGGCUUCCUGCUCUCAGGAUGUUGUGUACCUCCAGCAGCAGCUGCACGCCUAUGCUAUGGAAAGAGAAAAAGUAAUGGUUGUCUUAAGUGAGAAGACCAGGGAAAAUAGCCAGCUAAAAACAGAGUACCACAAGAUGAUAGAUAUUAUUAGUGCCAAAGAAGCAGCCCUUAUUAAGUUGCAAGAUGAGAAUAAAAAAAUGUCCACUAGAUUUGAAAGUAGUGGCCAAGAUAUGUUUAAAGAAACUAUUCAGAAUUUAUCACGGAUUAUUCGAGAAAAAGACAUUGAAAUAGAUGCACUGAGUCAGAAGUGCCAGACCCUGCUGACAGUUUUGCAGACUUCUGGCACAGGUAGCGAGGUUGGAGGAGUUAAUAGUAACCAGUUUGAGGAACUCUUACAGGAACGUGAUAAACUAAAACAGCAAGUGAAGAAAAUGGAAGAGUGGAAACAACAGGUGAUGACCACUGUCCAAAAUAUGCAACACGAGUCAGCCCAGCUUCAAGAAGAACUUCAUCAACUUCAGGCACAAGUUUUGGUUGACAGUGAUAACAAUUCUAAAUUACAAGUGGACUAUACUGGCUUAAUCCAAAGUUAUGAGCAGAACGAAACCAAACUUAAGAAUUUUGGGCAGGAACUGGCACAAGUUCAGCAUAGCAUAGGGCAGCUUUGUAACACCAAGGACCUUCUUUUAGGGAAACUUGACAUCAUGUCACCCCAGCUCUCUUGUGGCUCAUCACUUACCACUCAAUCAGGAGAGCCUCUUAAGACAAGCCAGUCUACUGGCCCAUGUGAGUCUUCUCAGUUGCUUCAACAAGAAGUGGAUGAUCUGAGGCGAUCACUGCAGGAAAAAGAUGCCAUGAUUAAAACACUCCAGGAAAACAACCACAGACUGUCAGAGUCCAUAGCUGCAUCCUCAGAGGCAGGAAGAAGAGAACACGAGCAGACUGAUUCGGAAAUGAAGCAGCUGAAGGAGAAACAAGAGGCUUUACAAAACUUACUUAAGGAAAAAGACCUCUUAAUCAAAGCCAAGAGUGACCAGUUACAUUCUUCAAAUGAGAAUUUCACGAACAAAGUGAAUGAAAAUGAGCUUUUGAGGCAGGCAGUGACAAAUUUGAAGGAGAGAAUAUUGAUUUUAGAAAUGGACAUUUCUAAAUUGAAAGGGGAAAAUGAAAAAAUAGUAGAAACCUCCAGGGGGAAGGAAACAGAAUACCAGGCGUUACAAGAGACCAACAUGAAGUUUUCCAUGAUGUUACGAGAAAAAGAAUUUGAAUGCCAUUCUAUGAGAGAGAAAGCACUUGCUUUUGAACAGCUAUUGAAAGAAAAAGAACAGGGCAAGGCUGGAGAGUUAAAUCAGCUUUUAAAUGCAGUUAAAUCAAUGCAGGAGAAGACAGUUACGUUUCAACAGGAGAGAGACCAAGUUAUGCUGGCCCUGAAGCAGAAGCAAAUGGAAAACAGUACCCUUCAGAAUGAGGUUCAGCACUUACGUGACAAAGAGUCACGGUUAAACCAGGAGCUUCAGAGAUUGCGUGACCACCUCUUAGAGUCUGAAGAUUCUCAUACCCGGGAAGCUUUGGCUGCAGAAGAUAGAGAGGCCAAACUGAGGAAGAAAGUCACAGUGUUGGAAGAAAAGCUAGUUUCAUCCUCUAACGCGAUGGAAAAUGCAAGUCAUCAAGCCAGUGUGCAAGUAGAAUCUUUGCAAGAACAAUUGAACAUGGUCUCCAAGCAGAGGGAUGAGACCGCCUUGCAGCUGUCUGUCUCUCAGGAACAAGUAAAGCAGUAUGCUUUGUCAUUAGCCAACCUGCAGAUGGUUCUCGAACACUUCCAACAAGAGGAAAAAGCUAUGUAUUCUGCUGAAUUAGAAAAGCAAAACCAGCUCUUAACUGAAUGGAAGAAAAAAGCAGAGAAUCUGGAAGGAAAAGUAUUGUCGCUGCAGGAACGUUUGGAUGAAGCAAAUGCUGCAUUGGAUUCGGCUUCAAGACUUACAGAACAGCUAGACCUAAAAGAAGAACAAAUUGAAGAACUUAAAAAGCAAAAUGCCCUCCAUGAAGAGAUGCUGGAUGAUGCGCAGAAGAAGUUGAUGAACUUAGUGAGCAGCACAGAAGGAAAAGUGGACAAAGUCCUCAUGAGAAACCUCUUCAUUGGUCAUUUCCACAUACCUAAAAAUCAACGUCAUGAAGUGCUGAGACUAAUGGGAAGCAUCCUGGGUGUUAAAAGGGAGGAAAUGGACCAGUUGUUUGCCGAAGAUCAAGGAGGUGUUACUCGGUGGAUGACUGGAUGGCUUGGAGGAGGAUCGAAAAGUGUGCCCAAUACACCUUUGAGACCAAAUCAGCAGUCUGUGUUCAAUAGUUCCUUUUCAGAACUUUUCGUUAAGUUUCUGGAAACAGAAUCUCAUCCGUCCGCCCCACCCCCAAAGCUGUCAGUUCAUGACUUGAAACCUCUGGAUUCUCCAGGUAGAAGGAAAGUUGACGCCAGCAUACCUGGAAGCUCCAAAGAUACAGCAGAACCCAGGGCAGGAAGAAGGACAGAUCUGAGUCCAUUCUUGGCUCCCCGCUCAGCAGCUGUGCCCCUUAUGAACCCAGCUGGACACGGACCUGGUGGGCCUGGGCAUCUUCUUUUGAAACCGAUCUCAGAUGUUCUCCCCACGUUCACACCGUUGCCAGUGUCACCUGACAACAGCGCUGGCCUUGUACUGAAAGACCUUCUAAAGCAGUAGGAAGCUUUCAAGCCAGAGACUAUCCAGCACUUUAGGAAAUCAUGAACACCGUAUGUGUGAACUUGAUCACAAAGUGGCCUUCUGGAAAGAGUCAUUAUUUGUUUGUAGUUGUAAUUUCUCUGUUAAUAAAAAUAUUCUUAAUGCUUUUAGAAAUUGCAGGUGUCAGAAGAGUAAGUAACUGCUAUAUAAUCUGCUUUUUUUGUUCACUGUAUAAUUGCACCUAAUUUAAAACUAGAAACAUUUGGUUUACUUUUUAAUUUACAGAACUCUUAAAAUAACUAUGUCUGCUUUUAUCUCCUCAGAUUUUCAAGCUCAUUUAAUAUAGGGGCAUGUGGUUUAUCUUUCUUUUAUUCCACCCUACCCCACCCCCCAAAAAAGGCAUUGGAUAAAGGCGGCUCUGCCCAGAGCAGAAGAUGCUCUGCAAUGUGCCUCAGCCACCACUGAGGCCUCUUGUGGGGAGGGGACAAAGCUGCUCUGGGAAGUGGUGGGUGCCCUGAGGCAACAGGGGUAUUUGGUUCUGUGCCUGUUUUAUCAUAUGUGUAGAUUCAUCUGGCCAUCACAGUUAAGACCCAACCUCUCACCAAAGGGUCCCCUGAGCUGCCCUUUUCUAACCCUUGCUGCCCACCCUAGCCCCUGAAAACCACUAACUGUCACCCUCUAUAAUUUUGUUAUUCUGUGGAUGCUGUUUAAAUGAAAUUACAUGUUAAUGUAACCUCUUGAGAUGAGUAUUUUCAUGUAGCAUAAUUCCCUUGAGAUCUACCCAAGUUGUUUCAUGGAUCAGUAGUUUGUUUCUUUUUAUUGUGGAGUACAUGCUGUUAGUAACUAAAUGGUAUCAUUUAGUUUCAGGAGCUUAACUGUCCUUUUUUUAAGUGUCAUCUAAAACUACAUGUUUCCAGCGGGGCCUGGGGUGUAUGGUUAGUCUCAGCACUUGGGAGGCAGAAGCAGGCAGAUUCUUAGGAAUUUGAGGCCAGCCUAGUCUACACAGUGAGUUUCAGGCUAGCCAGAGCUACUGGGUCACUAGCCAGAGCUAGUGAGACCCUGUCUCAAAACACACACACACACACACACACACACACACACACACACACACACACACACACACACACACACACACACACACCCCACCAUGAAAGCUUAAAGGGCCCCUUGCACAAAUGCACAAAAUCAUGUAACUCUGUGUACGUGUUACGCUGUAUGGCUGCAUCCACAUAAGCCUUAGACCACAGUUAGCAAUAUCUGGGGACCUACCACCUCCUGCCUCUGUCUGAGCUGCGCUGUGGUGCUCCGUGCAGUGCACCACCAGCACCAGGCGUUUGGAACUUACAGCCAGUACUACUGUACUUUUUUACAAAGCCGUUAGUUUUGAAAGAGAAAAAUCCUGACUCACAGCUUUUGUUGUAUCAGGAUGUUCAUAUUUGUAUUCGUUGUUGACAUUGUACAUUUAAAAGUCAUUUCUUGCAUAUUUUCUAAGUUCAGAUAAACCUUUAAAACAGAGAAGCCUGUAUAGCAAGGAAGGGUAGAAACCAGACUAACUCAUAAAUGUCAACAGUCCUGGCACCUGUCAUAGCUAAGUUGGGCUGUUUGUGAAUUUACCUGUGAUAAGCUGUGUAUUUCUAUUGUGUUUAAAAGACUGGAGGUUUUGGUUUUAAUGAUGUGUUGAUGGUUAAAUACCUUUUUCUGAAAAAUUGAGUAACUGAGACAAUGCUGCUUCCUGGUGUCACAUGUGUCUUUAAACUAACUUAUUUAUAUAUAGUUCCUUUCCCCAAUACAUGUUAGAAAAAGUUGGCAUCAGAGAAAUGUUAAGCUGCUCCCACCAGUUUUGCCAAUGUUACAGAUGCCCCUCAACUUACAGUGGGCUCAUGGCCCAGUAAGCCAUUGUAAUUAAAAACAUCUGAAAUAAUCAUUCAUUUGCUGUACCCAACUGUCAGCCGGCCUGGCUUAACUUGGCUGCUUACUCUCAGGACCACACUAGGCUGACUGGGAGCCACAGCUCCCACUGCUGCCAGCAUUGGGAAAAGAGAAACUCUAAAUCUGAAGUACAAUUUCUGCCUAAAGUAUAUCACUUUAGCACACCCCAAAAUUGAAACAGUUAAGCCAUUGUAAGUUGAGGGUCUACUGAUGUAGGUUUUUUUAUGUCCCUUAAAAGUUGCUCUCACUCACUAGUCUGGAGCAUUUACUGCUUGCCAGGGAAUUUUAAGUUCCAUGUGAAGCAUCUGGAAGACUAGUUUUUACACUAAGAAGAAAAUGGAACAUGUAAAAUGUUUUCUUUUAAAGAGGAAGUACAUGUGACUAUUUAAACUAUAUUUUAUAUUUGAAAUACCUUUAUGACAUUUGAAGUUCCUUGACCAAAAUAACCUGCCCUCCCCACCCUUUCACUUAGCCUGAGUCUGAAAACUGUUGUGGGGGACUUCACACCCAGCUAUCAAAGAACACAGAAUUACAUGGCUGCUAUUGAAGUAUAUGGCCUUGUCUGAAAGCUGCAGCACCUUAAUGUCUGUGUUGUAUGCAUGCUAAGUGUGCACUGAUCUAACCCAGACAUGACUCAUCAGUUUUUCUGAACUAAGUUGUGUCAGAGAUGAACCAUCUGCUCAAGGAAACUUCUUAGCAGAGAUGGAGAAGCAUGCAUGCACUCUGGUUACCCAUGGGAACCGCCAGCAGUGCUCUGACUGCAGUAAGUCUGCCCUUGAUAUCUUCCAGCACUCGGUGGAAUUUGCAGUUCAAUUCUGCAUCAGGUGCCACAGACUUACUGCACUGUUGGAACUGCAGUAACUUCACUGUUGAUAUCUCUGUGCGCUUGGUAGAUUUUGUGGCUGAAUUUUGCCGUGGAAGCCACAGUUCUUCACAACAUUCCUAAUGGUUUUCAAGUACAAUGAAAUACACUACCAAGAAUUCACCCUGCCAUUGGAGUUGAUUGAAUGUAAUCACUAGCAUGUGCUUCUGUGAAUUCUCCUUCCUGACAUUCUUGUUUGUUUUUUAAAAGGGGAUGGGGGAACCAAAGUAUAUAGGCAAAAAGAGAUGGCACGCGGCUAGCCAGUUAAACAUCAGCUGUCACCCAAGAAAAGCCUUUAGUUCUUAACCUUCCAAAGGAUUCAAGAGUGCAAGCCCUUACCUAGUCAGCCACAGGGAGGAGAGGCAGGCACAGGCAAAGAGACGAAAACCAUAGAAAGGGUUGCAUUUAAACUGGAUUGUUUUAAAUUUAAGAAAUUUUCAUAUAUCAGAGCACUUAAAGCAUUAUCGGGCACCAAAAAUUUACCUUCUGUAAAUAUCAGCUACGUUAGGUAAUAUUUAUUUUAUAUAUUCCUAUGGAAAAACAAUGAUCAUUGCAAUGUUGACAUUUGUGAUAAUUUGCCAGUCUUUAUAUCUUAACUUAUUAUGAUUUAAUCACUUAAAAUUGGUACUUUGUCUUUUGAUUUGUAGGAAAAUAACAAAUGUGAGAAAUUUCCAACUGUAUCAUGAGAUUCGGUUGUGUUUUAUAUAGAGUUAAAGCCAGUGCACUCUUGGAUUUCUCAGGAGCAUUGCAAGGCAAAAAGAAAAACCUCUAAAUAAAAAUGAUUUAAGUUGGCCGUGUCUUCAUCCACAAUAAAAACACUUGGGAAACA
Molecule: messenger RNA, 9612 nt
Organism: Cricetulus griseus (Chinese hamster)
Lineage: Eukaryota; Metazoa; Chordata; Mammalia; Rodentia; Cricetidae
Source: RefSeq, a predicted model, not a curated record